AUGCGUUUCCUCGCCCUUCUCCCCGUCCUCCUUGGACUCAUAUCCAGUCAUUUCGUCUCUGCGACAGAUAAUGGCAAGACUACCGACGUGACAUGGGAUAAAUACAGCCUCUCCGUGAAAGGAGAAAGGGUAUAUGUCUUUUCCGGUGAAUUCCACUACCAGCGACUUCCCGUGCCGGAGCUAUGGCUCGACGUGUUUCAAAAGCUACGCGCAAACGGGUUUAAUGCAGUUUCUAUCUACUUCUUCUGGAGUUUCCACUCCGCUUCUGAGGAUACUUUCGACUUCGAGAACGGCGCCCAUGACGUUCAGCGCGUUUUUGAUUAUGCCAAGCAGGCAGGACUGUAUGUGAUCGCGCGCCCGGGACCCUACUGUAAUGCUGAGACCUCUGCUGGUGGUUUCGCAUUGUGGGCAUCAAAUGGUCAAAUGGGUAGCACGCGCACGAGCGCAAGCUCCUACCAUGACCGAUGGUAUCCGUGGAUCCAGAAGAUCGGAAACAUUAUUGCCGCAAACCAAAUCACCAAUGGUGGUCCAGUCAUUCUCAAUCAGCACGAGAAUGAGUUGCAGGAGACAACUCAUAGUGCUGAUAAUACUGUUGUUAAGUACAUGGAACAAGUCAAAGCCGCCUUCAAUGAAGCUGGCAUCGUCGUUCCGAGUACACAUAACGAAAAGGGGAUGCGCUCUAUGAGCUGGUCAACGGAUUAUCAGGAUGUGGGCGGCGCCGUCAACAUCUAUGGGUUGGACUCCUAUCCUGGGGGUCUGUCCUGCACCAAUCCAAACACUGGGUUCAAUCUCGUCCGCACUUAUUACCAAUGGUUCCAGAAUUACUCAAGUUCCCAACCUGAGUACCUGCCAGAGUUUGAGGGCGGUUGGUUCUCCGCUUGGGGAGGGACUUUCUAUGAUCAAUGUUCUACUGAGCUUUCGCCUGAAUUCGCCGAUGUCUAUUAUAAGAAUAACAUCGGCUCCAGAGUCACAUUGCAGAAUAUCUAUAUGGUUAUGGGGGCAACUUCUUGGGGAAGCAGUGCUGCUCCGGUUGUCUACACUUCAUACGACUACUCUGCACCCAUGCGAGAAACUCGUGAGAUUCGGGACAAGCUUAAGCAGACCAAGUUGAUUGGGUUGUUUACUCGUGUGUCGUCCGGUCUCCUACAAACACAAAUGGAAGGGAAUGGCACAGGGUACACUAGUGAUGCUAGCAUCUAUACCUGGGCCUUGCGAAACCCAGAAACCCAAGCCGGUUUCUAUGUUUUGGCGCACUCUACGAGUUCGUCUCGUGCUGUGACUACUACUUCGCUCAAUGUCAACACCUCGACUGGGGCCCUCACAAUUCCCAAUAUCGAGUUGGCCGGCCGCCAGAGCAAAAUUAUAGUCACCGACUACCAAAUCGGCGAUGGCUCCAGCUUGCUUUAUUCGUCCGCUGAGAUUUUGACCUAUGCCACCCUCGAUGUAGAUGUGAUCGUCUUUUAUUUGAAUAUUGGACAAGAAGGAGAGUUUGUCUUCAAAGAUGCACCGACCCAUGUAACUUUCCAAACAUACGGCAAUUCGAAAGUGAGCUCCGCCGCAUCGGAUCAUGGCACCAAAUACAAAUAUACCCAAGGAGAUGGCACGACGGUACUGAAAUUCUCGCACGGCGUACUAGUCUACCUUCUUGAUAAAGAGACAGCUUGGAAUUUCUUCGCAGUACCGACUACUUCCAAUCCACGUGUGGCUCCUAGUGAGCAAAUCAUUGCUCUUGGGCCAUAUCUCGUUCGCACUGCAAGUGUGAGUGGGAACACCGUUAGUCUUGUUGGUGAUAACGCAAACAGGACAUCUCUCGAGGUCUACACGGGCAAUUCAAAGGUCACUAAGAUCAAGUGGAAUGGCAAGGAGAUCUCAACGAAGAAAACAGCCUACGGCAGCUUAGUCGGAUCUGCUGCCGGAGCCCAGAAUGCCAAGGUCUCGUUGCCAACUCUGAAAUCAUGGAAAGCACAAGACACACUUCCAGAGAUUAAGCCAGGCUAUGAUGAUUCUCGCUGGACGAUCUGCAACAAAACGAUCUCAGUCAACUCCGUAGCACCACUAACACUUCCCGUGCUUUACUCUGGCGACUACGGCUACCACGCCGGGACGAAAAUCUAUCGGGGACGGUUCGACGGUGUGACCGCGACAGGCGCAAAUCUCACUGUCCAGAACGGCGUCGCUGCUGGCUGGGCCGCCUGGCUAAACGGAGUCUACGUUGGCGGAGCCAUUGGUGAUCCCGCCCUAGCCGCGACAUCAGCAGAGCUACUAUUCAACAGCUCCACCCUCCGCAAGACCGAAAAUGUUCUGACUGUAGUCAUGGAUUACACAGGCCACGACCAGGCAAACGUGUCACCGAACGGGGCGCAAAACCCGCGCGGUAUACUAGGCGCUACUCUUCUCGGCGGGAACUUCACGUCCUGGCGCAUCCAAGGCAACGCAGGGGGUGAAGCCAACAUCGACCCCGUCCGGGGACCCAUGAACGAAGGAGGUCUGUACGGAGAACGUCUUGGUUGGCAUCUCCCCGGAUACAAAGCGUCCAAGACGGCAACAUCGGACAGUCCUCUUGACGGUGUAUCUGGCGCAGCAGGCCGAUUCUAUACGACGACCUUCAAGCUCAACCUGGACUCCGACCUGGACGUUCCGAUUGGUCUGCAGGUCGGUGCAUCUGAUUUCCCCGCAGUUGUCCAGAUCUUCAUGAAUGGGUACCAGUUCGGUCAUUACCUGCCGCACAUCGGUCCUCAGACUAGGUUCCCUUUCCCGCCCGGGGUGAUCAACAACCGGGGGAGAAUACGUUGGCGAUUAGGGGCGAGACUGAGUCAGGUGGAUCUGGUUGCAUAUGGGGCUUAUCGCACUGGAUUUGAUUUCAAUCACGAUUGGUCCUACCUGCAGCCACAAUACAAGGACAACCGGGGCCAAUAUGUUUAG
Molecule: messenger RNA, 2922 nt
Organism: Penicillium crustosum
Lineage: Eukaryota; Fungi; Ascomycota; Eurotiomycetes; Eurotiales; Aspergillaceae
Product: glycoside hydrolase family 35 protein
Exons: 5
Coding region: 1-2922 (973 amino acids)
Biological process (GO): carbohydrate metabolic process
Cellular component (GO): vacuole
Molecular function (GO): beta-galactosidase activity
Source: RefSeq, a predicted model, not a curated record